AUGAUCCAAAGCUUCACAAACAACGUCCAUGAAUCUCUUUCGGUCGUUAAGCUCAGGAGCAGUACUCCAUGGGGUAAAGACGCAAAUUUGAGCAGUUUUAUCAUCCCACCAAAAAAAAUAAAACGUGCUCUACGUAAAGACUCCUCAAAGUCUACCACAAUCACAUUAACUAGUCAUCUAUCUGUAGUCGGUUUUCUGGUUUACAAUGCAUCUUCCUAUUUGGAGUACAAAAAGAACUUGUUGAGAGUAGGGGUCGACAUUCAAGGGAAGCCCAUAAAGAUCGAAAUUCACGGUUCUUCCUCACAAGCCUACCAGGGAAGAAAAGUGCUGAAUUUGGAACAUAUGGGCAAAGUUCUACUUAUUGACAUGCAUUUGCCUAACAUGUGUCACAACAGAAGUCAAGGCCAUUUCUCAAUAGUAACAACUCCUUUCAUCAAAAAAGUAAAAGAUGCUACCUUUUUGGAUAGUUGGGUUUGUGAGGGGAUUUUCGGGGUUUGUUUUUAUUGGGAUUUGCUGGGAUUAUAG
Molecule: messenger RNA, 525 nt
Organism: Striga asiatica
Lineage: Eukaryota; Viridiplantae; Streptophyta; Magnoliopsida; Lamiales; Orobanchaceae
Source: the annotation of a GenBank genome assembly